Caenorhabditis elegans is the source of this 1058-nucleotide messenger RNA. It is a transcript of the gene F23B12.1, whose product is annotated as Serine/threonine-protein phosphatase. Bases 33 to 1022 code for a protein of 329 amino acids. The transcript has 5 exons. Gene Ontology annotation, molecular function: hydrolase activity; protein serine/threonine phosphatase activity. NCBI's taxonomy places the organism in Eukaryota, Metazoa, Nematoda, Chromadorea, Rhabditida, Rhabditidae. The record is from RefSeq and is marked reviewed.
AUUCUUCAGUUUCAAUAUUGUCAAAAAGCUCGAUGCCCGAGUAUUUUGAAUCUUCUGCGAUUUCAAUUAGAAGAAAUGCUGCAGGAAACGACGUUCAAAAGAACAAAGUUCAAAAUUGGCUUCACAGUGUGAUCGAGCGUCUCAAGUGGUGGAGUCCCGGACGAUGUCAGCAGCUCUUCGUCGAGAAUGAGCUCAUCGAGCUAUGCUACAGAGCUCGUGAGCAGUUCUGGAAAAACAAAGUGAAGCUAGAUAUCGAAGCUCCUGUCAAAAUCUGUGGAGACAUUCACGGACAGUUCGAGGACUUGAUGGCUCUGUUCGAGUUGAAUGGGUGGCCUGAAGAGCAUAAAUAUCUCUUUCUUGGUGAUUAUGUUGACCGUGGUCCAUUCUCCAUUGAAGUCAUCACACUCCUCUUCACCUUUCAAAUAUUGAUGCCUGACAAAGUCUUCCUUCUUCGAGGAAACCACGAAAGCCGCCCCGUCAAUAUGCAAUAUGGAUUUUAUCUGGAAUGCAAGAAGCGCUACUCAGUCGCCUUGUAUGAUGCAUUUCAACUUGCAUUCAAUUGUAUGCCACUGUGCGCUGUCGUGAGCAAGAAGAUCAUAUGUAUGCAUGGAGGAAUAUCUGAAGAUCUGAUUGACUUGACACAACUCGAAAAGAUUGAUCGUCCAUUUGAUAUUCCGGACAUUGGCGUCAUCUCCGACUUGACCUGGGCUGAUCCCGACGAGAAGGUCUUCGGAUAUGCCGAUUCUCCACGUGGCGCGGGACGUUCUUUCGGUCCGAAUGCGGUCAAGAAGUUCCUUCAAAUGCACAACCUGGAUCUAGUCGUUCGUGCCCAUCAGGUCGUCAUGGAUGGUUAUGAAUUCUUUGCGGACCGCCAACUUGUCACAGUCUUCUCGGCACCAUCAUACUGCGGACAAUUCGACAAUGCUGCUGCCGUGAUGAAUGUUGACGACAAAUUGCUCUGUACUUUCACAAUCUUCCGCCCGGAUUUGAAAGUUGGCGACUUCAAGAAGAAGGACAAGUGAUAUUUUGAUUUAUCGAAAUAAAGCAUUUUUUGUACC